CAAACAAAAGAGCUGCUGGAGCUACAGCUGCUCACACUUCCGUCGGUCCGUCUGACGUAACCGCUCUCAUCUCGCCCCAGAUCUCUUCUGCUUGCGUGUUUUAACUACUUUCCCUGGAGGCGUGAGCCGCGGAUAAUGUCCCUUUUACCGUCGCCCUUGGUGGAUUUGUGUCAGCUAACCUGAGGAGAGAGCCAGGCCAGAUAACUCCCCCCCAACCCCCAACCCCAGCCCUAUAAACGGACCCCGGCGGCCGUCUGAGCAGACCCCGCGGCUGGAGCAUGUCGGGCCAGUUCCUGAUGUCGGUGGUGGUGCACGGGGACUCGGCCCUGAACGAGCAGGAGAAGGAGCUGCAGCGGCGGCUGCGGCGGCUCUACCCGGCCGUGGACGAGGACGAGACGCCGCUGCCGCGCUCCUGGAGCCCCAAGGACAAGUUCAGCUACAUCGGGCUGUCCCAGAACAACCUCCGCGUACACUAUAAAGGUCACGGCAAAACCCCCAAGGAUGCAGCGUCUGUCCGGGCCACCCACCCCAUCCCAGCCGCCUGCGGGGUCUACUACUUCGAGGUGAAGAUUAUCAGUAAAGGCCGUGAUGGGUACAUGGGCAUUGGCCUGUCAGCUCAGGGUGUAAAUAUGAACAGACUCCCUGGUUGGGACAAGCACUCGUAUGGUUACCACGGAGACGAUGGCCACUCCUUCUGCUCGUCUGGCACCGGGCAACCCUACGGACCUACGUUUACAACAGGCGAUGUGAUUGGCUGCUGCGUAAACCUCAUCAACAACACCUGCUUCUACACAAAGAACGGCCACAGCCUCGGUAUUGCCUUCACAGACCUACCAGCUAACUUGUACCCGACCGUGGGCCUUCAGACCCCAGGAGAGGUGGUGGAUGCUAACUUUGGCCAGCACCCCUUCGUGUUUGACAUCGAGGACUACAUGCGCGAGUGGAGGACAAAGAUUCAGGCCCAGAUUGAUCGCUUUCCCAUCGGAGAGCGUGAGGGCGAGUGGCAGUCCAUGAUCCAGAAGAUGGUGGCGUCGUACCUGGUUCACCACAGUUACUGUGCUACAGCCGAGGCCUUCGCCAAGUCCACCGACCAGGCCGUGCAAGAGGAGCUGGCCUCCAUCAAAAACCGACAAAAGAUCCAGAAGCUGGUGUUGUCGGGUAGGAUGGGUGAAGCUAUCGAGACCACCCAGCAACUCUACCCCAACCUCCUGGAGAGGAACCCAGACCUCCUCUUUAUGCUCAAGGUCAGACAGUUCAUAGAGAUGGUGAAUGGGACGGACAGUGAGGUGCGGUGUCUGGGAGGACGCAGCCCAAAGUCUCAGGACGUCUACCCCGGUUCGCCCCGGUCCUUCAGCAGCCCAAGCCACAAAGCCUCCAGCUCCCAGCCCUACCUCACAGGGUUCGACAGCAACUGCUGUAAUGGUGUGACGUCUAAUAAGAGCCACAGCUCCUCCCCUCACAGUCACAAGCCCUGCCCCCCCGCCGCUGGCCCCGCCCCCCCGGCCUCGGACGUCAGCCUCAACGGGAGCCGCAGCCAACAGUCCAUUACCAGUAACGACGUCGACAUGGAGGUCGACCACUUCACCAACGGAGUGACAGAAUCAUCCUCCAAUGGUUUCCUCAACGGCACCUCCAAACACGCCACGGAGCCCGACGACUGUGACGCAGACAUGGUGUUCCUCCGCCCUGCAGAGGUGGAGUCCACUCAGUCCAAGAGGCAGCUGUGCGGCGGGAGCCAGGCGGCCAUCGAGAGAAUGAUCCACUUCGGCAGGGAGCUCCAGAGCAUGAGCGAACACCUCCGCCGCGAGUGUGGCAAGAACUCUGCCAACAAGAAGAUGCUCAAGGAUGCCUUCAGCCUGCUGGCCUACUCCGACCCCUGGACCAGCCCCGUCGGCUACCAGCUGGACGCCAUUCAGAGGGAGCCCGUCUGCUCCACGCUCAACAGUGCAAUAUUGGAGACCCACAACCUGCCCAAGCAGCCCCCCCUGGCCCUGGCGGUGGGCCAGGCCGCCCAGUGCCUCGCCAUCAUGGCCCGGACUGGCAGCGGCUCCUGCGCCUUCGCCUCCGUGGACGAUUACCUGCACUAGCCCCAUGUACACCCCCCCCCAAACACACACACACACACACACACAC
Molecule: messenger RNA, 2133 nt
Organism: Cololabis saira (Pacific saury)
Lineage: Eukaryota; Metazoa; Chordata; Actinopteri; Beloniformes; Belonidae
Gene: ranbp9
Product: RAN binding protein 9
Exons: 14
Coding region: 279-2087 (602 amino acids)
Biological process (GO): cell surface receptor signaling pathway; cytoskeleton organization
Cellular component (GO): cytoplasm
Molecular function (GO): protein binding
Source: RefSeq, a predicted model, not a curated record